Messenger RNA from Panicum virgatum (switchgrass), 2390 nucleotides. Its product is annotated as (R)-mandelonitrile lyase-like. Gene Ontology annotation, molecular function: oxidoreductase activity, acting on CH-OH group of donors; flavin adenine dinucleotide binding. The record is from RefSeq and is a predicted model, not a curated record. The transcript has 4 exons. NCBI's taxonomy places the organism in Eukaryota, Viridiplantae, Streptophyta, Magnoliopsida, Poales, Poaceae. Bases 269 to 1954 code for a protein of 561 amino acids.
ACCUCGCGCUCGCGUUCCCCUCCACUCCCCAGACCCCACUUCGUCUUCUCCGCUCCGGCGCUAACCGCACCCACCUUCCCCACAAGCCCAAGGACACCCCUCCAUGGCCGCAGUCUCCGCGCGGCUCCGCCUCCUCCUCCUCGGCGUCCUCCUCGUGCCGUCCCUCGCCGCCGCUCAGCCCCGAGCUUUCGGAGGUACCGAGGCGCCUCCAAUGCUUAGCUUGUAAUCGACGUUAUCCGCCUGUGGGGGGCUGACAUGUGCCGGGUGUAUGUGUGGCUUGGGUUCCGCAGGGGCGCCGCCGGUGUACGCGCGGUACCUGGUCGACGCGGCGGCGAUGCCGGCGGUGGAGCUGUACGACUACAUCGUGGUGGGCGGCGGCACGGCGGGGUGCCCGCUCGCGGCGACGCUGGCGGGGUCCGGCGGCGGGCGCGUGCUCCUGCUCGAGCGCGGCGGCGCGCCCAGCGAGUUCCCCGCGCUCGCCACGGCCGGCGGGUUCGUCCGGACGCUCGCCAUGGCCGACCCGGCCCCGGAGUCCGACGCACCCGCGCAGGGGUUCACGUCCGAGGACGGCGUCCCCAACGUGCGCGCGCGCGUGCUCGGCGGAGGCACGGCCAUCAACGCCGGCUUCUACUCGCGCGCGCACCCGGAAUGGUUCCGCGGCCACGACGCCGAGAACACCGAGGUGACGAACUGGGACAUGCGGCUGGUGAACGCGUCGUACGAGUGGGUGGAGAGGCACAUGACGUUCCAGCCGACGGUGCGCGGGUUCCAGGCGGCGGUGAGGGCGGCGCUCCUGGAAGCCAACGUCACGCCGUGGAACGGCUUCACGGUGGACCACGUCGCCGGCACCAAGGUCAGUGCCACCACCUUCGAUGCAUCGGGCCGGCGGCACAGCGCCGCGGACCUGCUCGCCUUUGCCCGUCCUAGCCGUCUCCGUGUCGCCACCCGUGCUACAGUUACUCGUAUCAUCACCAACCCGAUUGACCCUGCUGCACGCCAUGGAAGAUCUCCACAACCAACAAUAGCAGCAAUUGGUGUUGUGUACCAGGACCGUCUCCUCGAUCAGCACCAAGCCCUCCUGCGCCCAGGUGGGGAGGUAAUACUUUCAGCAGGUGCCCUGGGGAGUCCCCAGCUGCUUCUUCUAAGCGGCAUUGGCCCUGCCAGUGAUCUUUCCUACCUCGGCAUCCCUGUCUCUGCCGAUCUCCCUGAUGUUGGCAAGCACAUGUUCGACAACCCUCGCAACGGCAUCUCCAUCAUCCCAUCAGUCCCGAUCGAUCACUCCCUCAUCCAGGUCGUCGGCAUCCCUUCAGCCAAUGGAGCUGCCUCCUACCUUGAGGCGGCAUCGUACAUUGUCCCACUAGCUCCGGCGUUGAGAUCAGCUGGUCCUUUCAUCGGCUCGUCUUCACCACUCUAUGUUACAGUGGCAACUAUCAUGGAGAAGGUCCCUGGACCUUUGUCUGAAGGUUCGCUAUGGCUCUCAUCAACGAAUCCAUUGGAGAGCCCCCCUCUGCGGUUCAACUACUUGAGUCGCCCUGAGGAUUUGGCGCGCUGCGUCCUGGGCGUGCGCCGUGUGGCACAAGUGCUUGAAGGCAGAGCAUUGGACGGGUUCCGCUCACCGGUUGGAUCGGAUAACCGGAGAGCGGCAGUUAGGAGGGAUUUCAGGAUUGUUGGGAUGGCGCUGCCGGUAGAAUGGAGAACGGAUGACAGAGCUCUAGCAAAUUACUGCCAGCAGACCGUGGCCACGCUGUGGCAUUAUCAUGGAGGGUGCGUCGCCGGCAAGGUGGUUGAUAGAGAUUUUCGGGUGAUUGGCACCCGUGCACUUCGUGUGGUUGAUGCUUCAACAUUCAGUGAGACACCUGGGACGAACCCGCAAGCUACAGUCUUGAUGAUGGGCAGGUAUGUGGGGUUGAAGAUGAUUGAGAGACACAGCGGAAGGCCAGUUAUACCAUCAUAGCCCUCAUCCAAGGCCUGAAAGGUUGACCCUGCAGCCAGUUUUUCUAUCAACAUGUGCGGAGUGCACCAUAUGUUUCCUUCAACCCACACUGCUCCCUGUUUCUGUUUUUCUUUUUCCUACUAGUAUGCUGUAUAGAGUACCAGCAUAGCAUGGGCAUCCUUUUCGUGUGUGCAUAGUGAUGGGAAGGGAAGCGGGAAUCGAGACAACAGCCUGGAGAUUGCAUUUUUGGCUAGUGAAUUGUGUUACUGAAAGACAUGUGGUUAAGAUGUUCUGAUGAGUGAGUGUAAAGGCUAGGAAUUACGUGCUUUGUGAUGUCUACGAACAUGGUAAUUCUCAUGACUUCAUGAGAGCUCCAUGCCUCCAUACGUACCAAACUCAUUCAGGGGACGAUUUUGGUUAAUAUUGCAGCAUAACGAGAGAACAAAGGAUCUGUUCA